Messenger RNA from Anopheles nili, 3513 nucleotides. RefSeq lists its product as uncharacterized. The record is from RefSeq and is a predicted model, not a curated record. The transcript is spliced from 9 exons. Gene Ontology annotation, molecular function: beta-tubulin binding; microtubule binding. Bases 1 to 3513 code for a protein of 1170 amino acids. Lineage: Eukaryota; Metazoa; Arthropoda; Insecta; Diptera; Culicidae.
AUGUGCUGCGUGCUGGGCACCGUGACGCUGCUCUUCACGUCCGGUGAACCCUUCGGCGACACUAAUCAGCACGAUUCAGAACAAGCGAAGGAACGUGCGAAGCGUAAGGUCAAAGCUCCAAAAGUCUCUCCGGAAGAAUUGCUUGAGUCUCUUCAGCAGGCCGAAGCGCAACGAUAUGCCGAGGAGCAAGAGCGGUUCCACGAGAAGGUCGCCCUAGAACUAAGGGAAUACAAACAGCGCCGAGUGCUGCUGAUGGAGACGGGCAAAUUUUUUCGCAGACUCGAGAAAGCCGCCUCGGAUGACCGGCGGCAGCGGGCGAGCCGGAAGGAGUGGACCGACUUCCUGUCGUGCCGAAAAUCCCCGAGCCCCACCAGCCCACCCGAGAUGCGAGAGUGUCUCUUCCGGUGGGCUUUUCAGCAGGAAGCGCAAGAAAAGAGUUCGGUCAGCUGGACGCUGGCAGCUGACGAGCGAAGCGCGAUGACGCAAAACCCCAGCCGGAAGCGAAUCACAAGAAAGGAUCUGAGAGAAGCCUUCCGGAACAUAGGCGGGAUUUAUUUUCCCACGAUCCGUGAGGCGCUGGCCGUUUUGGAGGCGAUCCAAGACAACACAGGCCACGUGCAACCGGAAGCCAAAACCAAAGAGGUCACCCUGGUGCAGGACGAAAUCCGGAAGUUCAUUAGCGAUUCGCUGGACAAGAUGACCCGUCACAUCACCAGCAACAUCGUGCGAGACAUGGAAACGCUGAAUCCCGUCAUGGGUGACUUCCAAUUUCAGGUGUCCGACGUACUAGCGAUGUACCUUUGGACCUUUCGACCGGUUCCGCUUCCCCCGAAUCCCUCGGGGGCGAUAGAAACUAUCCACGUAGCUCCGUUGAAUCUCGUCUUACAUCGGCCCACGGCGCUCGAGUUGAAGGAUUGCUUCUUCCGUGGAUUGUGGAUGGAUUUCGAUCACUAUAGUCACAUGGACCCCACAAAGGUCCUGCCCGCGCUGGAACCCUUCCCAGAGCUGAUGGUGGCACAGGAAACCGAGUGGAACGAACGGCAGGAAGUGCGGCGGAAGCGCCUGACAACCUUGCGCCAGCAGCGCGUAGACUACGAAAACGAACAGCGUCGCAAACAGGCCGAAGCGGAAGCGCUCGAGGCCCAAAAGAAGCAACCCGGUCAAGGAUCCGGCAAGGACACGCAAUCCAAACAACCCGCCAAGAAAGCCGCGGAUAAGAAACGAAAGUCAGCCAAACAGGCGCCUGCGUUUGAACCGGAGCCUGCGGUGAUUACGGACGAGACCGAGGUUGACAUUGACGCCGAGUUUGAGCAUCAGGAGUGCGAUGGGUUUUGGCAGUCGUUGGCUUCCGUGGCACCGAGCUCGCGACCUUUGAGGCCGGGUUACGUGAACCUGCGUGAGUACUCCAUCGUAGGAGGUGUGUACAAGUUGGUGUGCUUCGACGAGUUGCCUCAACCGGUGGAACACGGAUUUCAUCUCAUCGUAUCCACCGAGCCGGUAGGUUUGAGGCUUACAGAAAAGGAAUUCCGCGCAUUCGAGGAUGAUGAGUUGAUUAAAAUCGAGCUCCAACUGCCAGCCCACUGCCAUUGGUGGGAAGAGCCAACUGUGUGCUGUUGGGAGCCGUGGGAAGAAAGCGAGCAGUUCAUCCAGCUGCAACCGGAAGUGCAGCAGUUCCACCUUUGCUACGACGAACUCGAGGCACACAAGGCGACAUUGUUGUUCGCAGCUCCGGAGCGCCGUAUCGACAUGGCUGGUGAAGUAAAAACUAUGUCAGACUUUAGCCUCCAGGACAUUCCGACCGAGGUACGGUUGUACUACCUCAUUCGACAGCACGUACUGCCACGUGUGCCAGAGCGUUAUCGCUUCCGGGCGGAGCUAAAUCGGCUGUACUGCACGCUGAAGGAGCGAGCCGAGCGUCGUCGGGCGCGAGACCGGGAACAGCUGAAACGUGACGGGAUGCUGCAGAAGUACGACCGAUUUCUCAACGCGUCCCAUCAACCUCGUGGGGGUCCAUCGAUACAGCUGUCGGAAAUGCGCCAUCCUAUCGAUGCCGAUAAGGGCAUGGAGGAUAACAGCGAUGCCGAGCAGCGUCGGAGCUCCGAGGACAACGCCGCAAAGCAACCGGAAAUGGAUGAAAAAUUGCCACAAUUUUCAUUGGCCCAACCGGACGGCCCGCGGUAUCUGCAUCCUCCUGUUCCACUGUGUCCGGCUCUGGUGGUAGGCCAGUCAGAUGGAUCCAAUACGAGCAUCACCGAAAUGGGGCCGGAAAUGGAGGCGCUCGUGCAGAGAAUGGUAGCGGACGACACCAUGCUUGUGGACGAUUCCGACGAGCAAUUGUGCAAAUUGUUUUCCACGUUUAUGGACCUGCUCGAGUAUCUGCGGGAGAAAGAAAAGCCCAAAUUCGAGGAACCUCCACCGCAGGAGGUCGAAGUCCAGCCCAUCGCUCGACAAUCGCGAGUUCAGCAACCUCGACAGCGUCUCGUGGAAGUUCGCACAACGAAGAAGUAUCCCCUAGGACUCGGGCCCCGGGUGGGCUCACAACCCCGUCUAGAAUCGGCCAGGUCGUCACAAGACCGAAAGAAACGCAAGCAGAAAAAGUCCUUAGACAUUACCGGAAGUGCUGCGACGGAACAAUUAGUGUCACAGCACCAGGAUGUACCGAGUGAGCCCGAGCCGAAGGAAGCUUUGUCGCUGAUCGAACACGAACCAGGUCGUUGGUCAACGAAACCGAUUCGAAGGCAAUCGUACGAUCCGGACCAGCGUCUUGUCACAUUCUACACUGACCGAUUGGGGACGUACGCAUUGGCCGCUCGAAAGUACUGCAAUAUUCCAUUUCUGCACUGGGACGUCCGACGCCACGGCAGAGUAGCCAAUCUCACAACGACGGUUACACUGUCCACUCGAGCGCUCCGGAUGGUGUUCUACGUCACGAUGGAAGGCUACCGUGUGGAGUUGUACGACCAACGCGAUCCGAAUCUGCCACCGGCCAUUAUGCCCACCGAAGGAGCCUUUUCGCUGAUGGAGCUCGAGAAGAGCCUGCAUCGAGCGAACGUGCAUGUGUUCCCAGAAGUGGACACCUGUUUUUACGUCCCCGACACGGUUCCCAAGCACCAACCGAUGGAGGCGCACAGUCUGCAGUGCUUGGCGUUGUUUUGUCUCACGCACAACUUUCAGUCUUGCUUGUGGAACCGGUACGCGAAUCGACGCACCGCGCUCGUCCUGAGCCGCGAACUUAUCGAGGGCCGGAACGAGCCUGAAUUCACAACCGCGUUGGUAACGCCACUUAAGGCGCAAUUCGUUGAAGUGGAGGAGCUGUGUUCGUCCUCCCUCGAGGAGGUCCUGCUUGCUUUUCAUCCACGUCCCGAGGAGCAGAGCUAUAAUGCCGACUGGUACGGCCUGCUAAAGGAUGGUUUGGAGGAGCCAUCGCGAAAGGUUCUAGCCAAAACGCCACCCGUGCUGCAGUGGCAUGUCGGGCAGCUCUUGCAACGGCUCCAGCUGCUCAGCUACUCGUGA